Molecule: messenger RNA, 639 nt
Organism: Zygotorulaspora mrakii
Lineage: Eukaryota; Fungi; Ascomycota; Saccharomycetes; Saccharomycetales; Saccharomycetaceae
Gene: SFM1
Product: protein-arginine N-methyltransferase SFM1
Exons: 1
Coding region: 1-639 (212 amino acids)
Biological process (GO): peptidyl-arginine methylation
Molecular function (GO): protein-arginine omega-N monomethyltransferase activity
Source: RefSeq, a predicted model, not a curated record
AUGAAAUAUAUAAUCGAGCAUAUGGAACAAGGCUUCAGCGAAUGGGUCACUUUGGAAUACGCCCAAAUAAUACGCGAUGUAGGCUGUGAGAAUUUAAUAUUAUCAUCGCUACCAAAAGAUACAACUUCAAAAGAUAUUCCACCCAAGCUGCUCGAAAUGAGUCUCAGAUGGACCACUAAUGACCUAAACCAUCUGAAAGAACAGUUUCCUGAUUUGGAGCCUCUAAAAAAUGGGAGAGUUUGUUUGUUAGAUCCAAGAGCAGACCAGGAUCUACAGCCUGAUGAGGCUGAAAAAUUUGAUUAUUUCGUUUUUGGGGGAAUAUUGGGGGACCACCCUCCUAGGGAUCGUACCAGCGAAUUGAAACUGGCCUAUCCGGAUCUUAUUGUUGGUAGAAGACUGGGGGACAAACAAAUGACCACAGACACAGCCAUCAGAACAACUCAAAUAAUCAUUGAGAAGUCAACAAAAUUCAAGGAUAUCAAGUUUAUUGACUACCCCGAAUUCAGAUUCAACAAGAAUGAAGCUACCGAGAUGCCUUUUAGAUAUGUCCUAGACUCAGACGGUGCGCCCAUUCUGCCACGAGGCAUGCUGGACUUGAUCAAACAGGACUCUGAGCAAAGUCUUGACGAUUUGCUCUGA